AUGGAAACAUAUUUCGUUCAUAUCUUUAACAUUAUCAUUAUUGUGAUAUGUGCAUACACAGUUUCAUUCAAAAUUGAAAAUAUCUAUCUAUCUAUCUAUCUAUCUCCUUCUAAUCAUACAUAUUUAUCAAUCUAUCUCAUUCAGAACACAAGUGAAGAGGCUACAGAUGUCAAAGUUCCAUUUCAUUCCGACAUAUUUUGCAACUAUGUAUUUAUUUGCCUCAUCGAUAAUAUGGGUCUUUCUAUAAUCAAUAUAGACGGGGACUCCCCUCUUCUCCGCCAUUUUAGAGGAAAGAACUCUUUUUACCCAUUUGACAAGACGUUUCUCUUUCUCUCUCAUGAGUGUCAAUGGAACCAAGACUUGGUUCAACCAUACAGCCAAAUCUAUCUAUCUUAUUCUGAUCUAUCUAUCAAACCAACGUAUCUAUCUAUCUAUCUAGAUGAUAUCAGUAUUGUUAAUUUCUAUCUAUCUAUCUAUCUAUCUAUCUAUCUAUCUAUCUAUCUAUCUAUUUUCUUGUUGAUAUCUAUCUAUCUAUCUAUCUAUCUAUCUAUCUAUCUAUCUAUCUAUCUAUCUAACCCGAUGUGUGUUCAUAUCUAUCUAUCUCAGAUAGUAUAUGAAUAUAUUAUUCGUCAGGUACAUGAUUUUUAA
Messenger RNA from Acanthosepion pharaonis, 648 nucleotides. NCBI's taxonomy places the organism in Eukaryota, Metazoa, Mollusca, Cephalopoda, Sepiida, Sepiidae. The record is from the annotation of a GenBank genome assembly.